AUGUUAGACAAGAAAGCAGACAAAACAGAGCUUCAAACAUUAAAGACUCAGAUUCUUGAAACAUUAUAUCCUAUAGGCUCUAUUUAUACGUCAAUGAACUCAACAAAUCCAGCAACAGUUUUAGGUUUUGGUACAUGGCAGCAGAUUGUAGACAAAUUCUUAUACUGUGCUAACUCUUCAAAGCAAACAGGAGGUUCGAAGAAAAUUACUGAAGCAAACCUUCCACCGCACACUCAUACAGGAACUACAAACUUUUCUGGCGACCAUAGCCACUCAUUAAGAGACCAUCCAUUAUACAACUCAGAGUAUGAAGCUGGCAAUGAUGUUUUAUCUCCAUCUUAUAACAAUUCAGCAAAAAAGACUUUUCGACCAACUGAACCAGGAGGAAAUCAUUCACACACUUUCACAACAAAUCCAACAGGCUCGGGUGCAGAUUAUAUGCCACCAUUUGUGACUGUAUUUGCAUGGUACCGCGUUCAAUGA
Messenger RNA from Trichomonas vaginalis G3, 483 nucleotides. RefSeq names its product phage tail repeat-like family. The coding region runs from base 1 to 483 and encodes 160 amino acids. The transcript has a single exon. Lineage: Eukaryota; Parabasalia; Trichomonadida; Trichomonadidae. The record is from RefSeq and is a predicted model, not a curated record.